Messenger RNA from Sander lucioperca (pikeperch), 1839 nucleotides. RefSeq names its product SH3 domain containing GRB2 like 2a, endophilin A1 (gene sh3gl2a). The record is from RefSeq and is a predicted model, not a curated record. Bases 220 to 1311 code for a protein of 363 amino acids. Gene Ontology annotation, cellular component: presynapse; cytoplasm; glutamatergic synapse. The transcript has 13 exons. Gene Ontology annotation, molecular function: protein binding. Lineage: Eukaryota; Metazoa; Chordata; Actinopteri; Perciformes; Percidae. Gene Ontology annotation, biological process: synaptic vesicle uncoating.
AUAGACAUGUGGCUCUGACAUCCAAUAGCCUGAUCAUCAGGGCUUUAGUCUGUCCUCAUUUUCACAGGAGAUCCCUCUGCUGAAGACCAGCGUAGACAGGGGGUUAGCCACGGUUGCAAGAUCAUCACCACCAGAAACAAUUAUAGGAUCGUGAUUUCCUCCCUCGCGCACUUGCAGCAUCAAGUUUAUAUUCACAGCUAGAACCACCGUGUAGCAACCAUGUCUGUAGCGGGGCUGAAGAAGCAAUUCCACAAAGCCACUCAGAAAGUGAGCGAGAAAGUUGGAGGUGCAGAAGGAACGAAGCUUGAUGUGGACUUCACUGAAAUGGAAAAGAAGAUGGACGUCACCUCUCGGGCAGUGCUGGACAUCAUGACCAAGACUACUGAGUAUCUGCAGCCAAACCCAGCCACCAGAGCCAAGAUGAGCAUGAUGAACUCCAUGUCACGUAUGCGGGGACAGGAGAAGGGACCGGGCUACACGCAGACCGAGGCCAUCCUGGGAGAGUCCAUGCAGAGGUUUGGCAGAGAGCUCGGAGAGGAGUCUAACUUUGGCCUUGCUCUGAUUGAUGCUGGGGAAGCCAUGCGUGAGCUUGGAGAGGUUAAAGAUGCUCUGGACAUGGAGGUCAAGCAGAAUUUCAUUGAUCCACUGCAGAAUCUCUACGAAAAAGAUCUGAAGGAGAUUCAGCAUCACCUGAAGAAAAUGGAGGGUCGUCGUCUGGACUUUGAUUAUAAGAAGAAACGUCAGGGCAAAGUGCAAGAAGACGAUCUGAAACAGGCACUAGAGAAAUUUGACGACUCCAAGGAGAUUGCUGAGCUAAGCAUGUUCAACCUGUUGGAGAGUGAUAUUGAACAGGUGAGCCAGCUCUCUGCACUGGUACAUGCUCAGGUGGAGUACCACAGCCGGGCCGCUGAGAUCCUCACACAGCUCUCCAGUAAGAUCGACGAACGGAUAAAGGACACUGCAGUCAAACCGAGGAAAGAGUUCGCUCCUAAACCACGUACGUCUCUGGACUUCUCCAUCAGUGAGAACCACAAUGGAGGCCUCCACGGUGCUCGCUCUCCAGGGGCGAGGUCUCCAGCAAGGUCCCCAGCAAGAUCUCCAGCAAGGACUCCAGCCCCGAUGGACCAGCCCUGCUGUCGUGCACUGUACGAUUUUGACCCCGAGAAUGAAGGUGAGCUAGGCUUCAAGGAAGGCGAUAUCAUCACCCUGACCAAUAAGAUCGAUGACAACUGGUACGAGGGCAUGCUGCACGGCACCUCCGGCUUCUUCCCCAUCAACUAUGUAGAUAUCCUGGUGCCGCUGCCCCAAUAGGACGUCACCACUCCCAGCUGUGGUGAAACAGAUCCUGGUCUCCAGUCCAGUCCCCCCCCCCCAGUAUCCCCGGUAACCUUUACCUUAACAUCCCUACCAACCAUCUGUACUCCACUUAAAAGGAGGCAACACAGCAACAACACAAAGAAUGAAGACUGACGACGAAUUGAAACAAGUAUGCACCAAUUGAGCGUAAAAACUUUAAAAGAGAAAAAAAUCUGCAUUUAUGUCGUUGCUUUCCCCUUAUCCCAGGAGGUACCUUCAGGCUUCCACAGCCAUUACUGUCCCGGCUUUUGUCUCUGUUUGAGUUGGCUGUCAGUCUGUCAUAACUUCCGUAAGUUUAUUAAGAGCAGCUUUGCAAAAUCCCACUUUUCUCUCAUUCACUGUACUUUGUGGAAACCUCUACAGUAGAUAGAAAUGUAAACUUUUCUCUCACAUAAUGGGAAAAGAAUCGUGUUUGUUAGAGACUAUAGGUCAAGCAUGGUUUAAAGUGUUUGUUUUAUCUUAUUAAAAAAUAUGCUGAGCUGA